Molecule: messenger RNA, 873 nt
Organism: Cladocopium goreaui
Lineage: Eukaryota; Dinophyceae; Suessiales; Symbiodiniaceae
Source: the annotation of a GenBank genome assembly
AUGGCGAGUGCCAAGUAUUCGCCACAACCGGUGGCCGAUUCCGACUCCGGGGAGUCGGACUACGACUCCGAACGAUGUGUGGAAAAUCUCCAGAAUCGAAUGCCCCACUGGAACUGCUGCGUUUGGUUCUGCAUCAUUGUGGCGACUGCGAUGAUCAUCUCGGAGGUCUUAGCCUGGUUGAGACAACCCGUCUGUGGUUCGGCCAACUUCAGCUGGAACGAGGUGAUUCCACCCAACACGGUGAACCAAAUUGAACGGAACAACCUGGCAACCAUGUUGCAGGAGUAUGAUGUGCUGGGACUGUGGACCAAGCUUUGGCACUUCGAUGUCUACGAAAAUGCUACAGCACUGUCAAGUUCAGGCACAGAUCAACAAGCCAAAAUUUUCAGAGGAUCCUGGUCCAAUGGGCAUUUGCUCUUUGGUUUCCUGGAAAAGAUGGCCUAUGUAGAUACGACUGGGCCAGAGAAACUGGUGGCCUUGGAAGGUCGCAAGAUGUGGGGAACCAUCGGCUCCAGCUUUGAGCUUUGGUUGUGCUCAAGACCACAGCAUAGCUAUGAAGUCAGCGUGGACUCUGAGCCCUGGGAACUCACCGUGGUGUACAACAUCCACCGAAUGCCCAGUCGUGAGCUGAUAGCGAAGACCCGCUUCGAGCUGAAAGACGUGAGCUUUUGGAGCGACGAGUCCUAUUGGGAAGCCACCGUGAUCGCUGCUGGCGGCAAUGACACUGGAGAGGUGAUCGGAACGGUGAAGCAAAACAUUUCAUCCUUCGACUCCAAGUGGUUCGUUGUUAACAAAAGACCAGACCUGCUGCCCAACGAGGUCAUGUCAUUCAUGACAUUGGUCUAUGAUGUGGAUGAGACACGACAAAGUUAA